GCGAAGGCUUGACGCCGGUUGUGACGGUGAAUCUUUGUACCGCGUGAACUGUCACCGGGAGAGAUAGGUGACCGGCGCCGAGGGGCCCUGCGAAAUUGACCGGUUGAAGAUUUUGGCAAACAGCGCAGUAUGGGAGCUUGUUGGUGCUAGCAUAGCGGCCGGCGUGUCUGUCUGUCAGCGUGACUAUGGCAGUGCAGAUCCUCGGCAGCCUGGGAAUGUUUGUAGAGCCGUCGAUGCUGCGAUAUUUAGAAGUAUGCGAUGCUGCGGUGGUUUAUACGUCUCGUUAGGAUGGUGCUGCAGCAAGUAACUAAUAAUAUGGAAUCGAUGCUUUGGUCAGGAAAGCCAUAUGGAUCAUCUCGAAGUAUUGUACGGAAAAUUGGAUCUAACCUUUCCAUUAUACAAUCUCCCAGAGUACACUUUCAGUUGAUACCGUAUCCUGUAGAAUUAAAUCCCAGCAAUCAAAAUGGAGCAGUGGCAUCUUUUGCUGAUGUUGGAUGGGUUGUUAGAGAGGAGGCGGAUGUACACUCAAGGCUAAGGUCAGAAAUGCGAUCAAAUGUAGUGUUGGAAGAUGAAUUGCUGUAUCUGGAACGACCAUUCCAUAGACAGGCCUCUUUACCUGUGCUAACGAAUGAAGAGACAGAAGUCCAACCUAAGACGGCAGCAAACGAAGAAGCGUUACAAAAGAUAAAUGCACUGGAAAGUGAGCUUGCCAGCUUAAGAGCUCAGAUAGCCAAAAUAGUUACCCUUCAAGAGCAGCAGCAUUUAACAUCAGGUCCAAGUCCUGCUACCCCUGUCUUUUCCAAUGGAGCUCCUCCCUUGGCAGCUCCCCCACCACCUCCACCACCGCCUCCUCCACCGCUUCCACCACCGCUUCCACCACCGCCUCCACCUGGGCUUCAUCGAAGCGUCUCAGCCAUUGAUCUCAUUAAAGAGCGUAAAGGCAAAAAAAGCAGUUCAGAGAUCUCCCAUACGGAGGUCACACCAAAGAAGCCUGAGAUGCCAAGCAUGCUGGAUGUCCUAAAAGACAUGAACAGAGUGAAACUACGCUCAGUAAAAAGGUCACCUGAAGAUUAUAAAAGUAAACCAAGUGAUCCAGCUGAUCCAGCCGCACUAAUAGCAGAAGCUUUAAAGAAGAAGUUUGCCUAUAGGUACCGAAGCGACAGCCAUGGAGAGUCAGACAAGAACAUUGCGAAGCCGGAAUGCAAUAAACAAACAGAAACUCCUCUGUUUGGACCUCACAUGCUGAAAUCCACGGGAAAAAUGAAGAGCCUCAUUGAUUCAUCAAACCCUUGAGUACAAAAUCUUCUUUACAGGAUCCUCAAACGAUGCAAUUUAAGAUGAAUUUGCGUGUCAGUAUUUACAGUGAUACCCGCUGUGUUUGGUAUCUCUGUAUAAAGCAAUAUAAUAUUGUGCUUCCUUAGGGAAACGGUUUUCGAACUGUUUGUUCCUGUAACACUAAAUGUUAAUGCCUUAUCUUAUUAAAUGUUUGUUAAAUAAAACUGUUGGGGUAGAAUACUGGCUGAAAAAGCAGUAUUGGUGAUACCUCCGUUCUAGGUCACAUGAGGAAUCGUUUGUAUAGUAUUGCUGGCCUUCUGGGUAUGGACCAAAGCACAUUUCUGUCUUUUAAUACCCGCUAACAGCCCAAAAAUGUGUGCUUUUCCCAGCUCAUGUACCGUAAGAAUAUUUUUGUAUCAUAGAAAGUUAUGUUGUACAUUUAAAGGGCUUUACAAAUUUACAACAAUGUUAUGGUGACAGAUGUAGUUAUUUAUUGGGUUUUAGGUAAAGAUAAUGUUCUAGGAAUAUGUACUUAUUUGGCCCUCAGAGUAUUCUCUUAUAUAUAGUUUGAUAUAUAAUGUCAGUGGUGGCGAAUUUUACGAGUCUGUGGCUAGUAAUUUAAUAGCCAAAAAUAAAACCCUUCUGAGCAAAAAAAUAAAAA
Spea bombifrons (plains spadefoot toad) is the source of this 1936-nucleotide messenger RNA. RefSeq names its product mitochondrial fission regulator 1 (gene MTFR1). The coding region runs from base 259 to 1293 and encodes 344 amino acids. The transcript has 9 exons. Gene Ontology annotation, cellular component: mitochondrion. Lineage: Eukaryota; Metazoa; Chordata; Amphibia; Anura; Pelobatidae. The record is from RefSeq and is a predicted model, not a curated record. Gene Ontology annotation, biological process: mitochondrial fission; aerobic respiration.